GCGGGGCUGCGUUUUAGAAACCGGACCGUGAAGCUUUGCGCUUCCUCUUUCCAGCCAGCGCCGAGCGAUGGGCAUCUCUCGGGACAACUGGCACAAGCGCCGCAAGACCGGGGGUAAGAGAAAACCCUACCACAAGAAGCGGAAGUAUGAGCUGGGACGGCCUGCAGCCAACACUAAGAUUGGCCCUCGCCGCAUACACACAGUCCGAGUUCGAGGGGGCAAUAAGAAGUACCGUGCUCUGAGAUUGGAUGUGGGGAACUUUUCCUGGGGCUCUGAGUGUUGUACUCGAAAAACAAGGAUCAUUGAUGUUGUCUACAAUGCAUCCAAUAAUGAGCUUGUCCGCACCAAGACCCUGGUGAAGAACUGCAUUGUGCUCAUUGACAGCACACCGUACCGGCAGUGGUACGAGUCCCACUAUGCACUGCCCCUGGGCCGCAAGAAGGGGGCCAAACUGACUCCCGAGGAGGAAGAGAUUUUAAACAAAAAACGAUCAAAGAAAAUUCAAAAGAAAUAUGACGAAAGGAAAAAGAAUGCCAAAAUCAGCAGUCUUCUGGAGGAACAGUUCCAGCAGGGCAAGCUUCUCGCCUGUAUUGCCUCAAGACCAGGCCAGUGUGGCAGAGCAGAUGGCUAUGUGCUCGAAGGCAAGGAGCUGGAGUUCUAUCUGCGGAAGAUCAAAGCCCGGAAAGGCAAAUAACCAUCCUUCAUAGCUCGUGUAAUAAAGGUGUUUGCUGUUAUAUGUAUAUUGUCUGGGUGUUUGGAUAGAUUUUUUUUUUCCUGCUCUGUGAGCAAACCUGAGGAAACUAUCUUCACUGUGCAGCUGUACUGUAGGGGCCCAGUCCUUGAAAGCCAGACUUGUUUUGAGAACGAUUUAAAGUGAAGCCAGAAUUCCCCUGGACUUGAGUGUGGAUUGGUGUGGCAGAGGCUAAUAAACUCUACUGUGCUGAGUUCUAACAA
Grammomys surdaster is the source of this 954-nucleotide messenger RNA. RefSeq names its product ribosomal protein S8 (gene Rps8). The transcript is spliced from 6 exons. Gene Ontology annotation, biological process: translation; maturation of SSU-rRNA from tricistronic rRNA transcript (SSU-rRNA, 5.8S rRNA, LSU-rRNA). Gene Ontology annotation, molecular function: structural constituent of ribosome. The coding region runs from base 68 to 694 and encodes 208 amino acids. Gene Ontology annotation, cellular component: ribosome; cytosolic small ribosomal subunit. The record is from RefSeq and is a predicted model, not a curated record. NCBI's taxonomy places the organism in Eukaryota, Metazoa, Chordata, Mammalia, Rodentia, Muridae.